CCAGAUCCCUCGUCCGGCCAAGAAGCCAUUAAUUCCGGCGGUGGUGGUGGCGGCGGCAAAGAAACCUCCCCUGUCCCCGCUACCACCGCAGGAAAGAUCAGUCAUCGUUAUAAGCAGCGACGAGAAGAAGAAGACGACGAAGAACAACGCCGGAAGAAUGGGGUACACCUCCGUUCUCGCGGCUAGAAGCAGGGCGGCGCCGGCGGCCGGCGCCGCCGCCAAGAAGAGGCCGAACAAGAAGAAGAAUGAGAGGAAAAAUCAAGUAUUUGAGAUUGAUGAAGGCGACGUUGACAAUGAAUUGGCUGCCGUUGAAUAUGUUGAAGACAUCUACAAAUUCUACAAGCUAAAUGAGGUUUUUCUCUCUAACCUCUUGCUAAAUAAUUGCUUGAAACUCAGCAGUAUUUUUGUUUUUACUUUUUUGAAUUUAUUGUGAAGGAUGAAUGGAGAGUGAGGGAUUAUAUGAGAAGCCAACCGGAGAUCAAUUCAAAGAUGAGAUCAAUUCUUGUGGAUUGGCUGAUUGAUGUUCACAAGAAGUUCCAAUUGACGCCGGAGACUCUGUAUUUGACGGUGAAUCUCAUCGAUCGGUUCCUCGCCGUCAGAACUGUUCCCCGGAGGGAGCUCCAGCUCGUCGGAAUCGGAUCCAUGUUGAUCGCCUGCAAAUACGAGGAGAUCUGGGCGCCGGAGGUGGCCGAUUUCAUCGAGAUCUCGGAUCAGGCGUACGGCCGGGACCAGAUCCUCGCCAUGGAGAAGACGAUCCUAGGGUUUCUCGAGUGGUACUUGACCGUCCCGACGCCGUACGUUUUCCUCGCGAGGUAUAUCAAGGCGGCGGUUGCGGUGGCGGCGGCGGCGGAGGAGGAGGAGGGGAAGGAGGAGCUGGAGAACAUGAGCUUUUUCCUGUCGGAGCUAGGGUUGAUGGAUUACGCGACGGUGGUUGAUUUCAGGCCGUCGAUGCUGGCGGCGGCCGCCGUUUAUGCCGCGGGGUGGACGGUGAAAGUCGUCGAGGUUCGCCGGUGGGCUGCGACGCUCCGGCACCACACCGGCUAUUCGGAGGAGGAGGUUGCAGCUUGUGCCAGGAAGCUGGCGGGGCUCCACUCUGGAGUUGCGAAGAAUAAGUUGAAGGCGGCGUACAGGAAGUUCUCCGCCCCUGAUAGGGGCGCCGUCGCUCUCUUCCCGCCGGCGACUGCUCUGCUAUUGACCACCGCUGGAGCUCCGUCCUCUUGAAUCUCUAAUUCAAAUUUCUUCUUCUGAACAUGUGGUUCAUGUCUUUAUGGCCAAAAUACAAUUACAAGUAUAUCCCUUGUUUUUUUAGUUUAUAUAUAAGGGGUUGUUUGUUAUGAUUGGGAUGGAAUAUGUUAAAAAUCAAAUCAAGCAAUUUGAAGAAAUAUUUUAUCUGUCUCAAAAUAAAUAUCAGUGUUACUG
This is a messenger RNA of Cuscuta campestris, 1419 nucleotides long. Lineage: Eukaryota; Viridiplantae; Streptophyta; Magnoliopsida; Solanales; Convolvulaceae. The record is from the annotation of a GenBank genome assembly.